Messenger RNA from Papaver somniferum (opium poppy), 768 nucleotides. RefSeq names its product fruit bromelain-like. NCBI's taxonomy places the organism in Eukaryota, Viridiplantae, Streptophyta, Magnoliopsida, Ranunculales, Papaveraceae. The record is from RefSeq and is a predicted model, not a curated record. The coding region runs from base 55 to 528 and encodes 157 amino acids. The transcript has 3 exons.
GGGGAUUGAAGAUUGUAUUUGUUACUUUUGAUCCCUUGUAGGGUUUUCUUAGAGAUGAACAAGCUCAAGGGUAUCGUUGCUACUCUUUAUCGGCCAUCGUCAUUCAAUCGUGCUACAUCAAUGAGCUUCAGCUCGGGCGCAAAUUGUAACUCUGGUAAAUCAACAAUUCUAGGAAGGAUACAAGUGACAGACAAGGAUUUGGAAUCCGAAGAGAAUCUGAUGGAUUUGUACGAAAGGUGGAUGAGACACUACGGGAAAAUAAGAACUGACAUCGACGAGAAGAAUAGACGCUUUCAAACUUUUAAAAAGAAAGUAAUGGAUAUGAAUUUGGAACGUCAUUGUAUCCUUGGUAUGUUUUCUGAUACUAGCAGGGAAGAGUAUCCUAAUUGGCGGGGAUGCAAGCUCCCCAGUGUCGAAGCUGAGAGUGAAGGGAUGAGCUUUGAAGAAUGGCGUGCAAGAAUGUCAGAGUUUCCACAUGAGGAAACUUAUGAAGAGAUGGAGCGACGGUUGCUUGGCCGAGUUGAGUGAUAGUUUAUGAAUCUAUUAGCAUUACCAGAAGUUCAAUGUUAUGGAAGACUUCAAUAUGUAAGUAAGGAUUGUAUUUAAUGGGCCGAACUUUAUAGCCUGAGAAGUUUGUGUGAAGCAACUUAGUUUGUCAAGAUCGAUGCUUUGAUUUGGUCAUCGCAUUGUGAAUUGGGUCUAUAUUUAAUGUGGUGGAAAUGUAACUAUUUAUAUGUUGGAAAGUGUCUCUUCUGGAUUAGGAAAUUA